CAUCAAGGGCAGCAAAGCUCGUACGAAAGGGCGAACUUGAAACGAACGAGUGGCACACGAAACGCCAGCAGUAAUGCGAACACAACAGAUGCUGAUUACUGUUGCUGCACUGCUCGACGCCGCUGCGAGGACCACUUUCUUAAAGCUGCUGGCAGCUGGCAGCGCGCCUAGUAAAUUGAGCAUUGGCCAAGCCGCAAUGUAAAGUGCGGCAGAGCAGAGCAGCUGAAGACUUGACUGGACCAACGAGGAUUCAGUUAAUAAUUUCCCACGCAACGGUGUAGUUGAUAGCGCUUCCGAGCUGAAGCUGAAGCUAAAGCUUAGUGGACUUAUAUACAGCAUUACCACACACACACUCAAAACAAGUACAAUAGUUAUCAAAUCAAAAUAAGCUGAGAUGAGCAACAACAACAAAACUAUUUUGUAAGACAAAAGCAGCUAACGGAAAGCAACUCGUGCACAAAGUAGUGAAAUUUCGAAGUAAAGAGAUGAAAUGUCACGGUCCAAUAUUUUUUGCGAAUUUUGUGAUUUUAAGUUUCAAAAAGAUGUUGAAAUAAAAUAACGGAAAUAUUGAAAGUGAAUUAUGAAAAAGCGCAGUUUUGAGAGCACAGUUGAAAAUUUAUUUUAAAAAUAACUUUUAAAAAUUUUUAACAAAAAAAAAAUAUUGUCGGAUUUUGAAGUAAAAAGUAAACGAAAAAUUUCAAAAUCGCUGUAUUUUGAAAUAUUUGUGAACAUUGCUUCAAAUCAAAGUGGCCGCCAGGCUGCAUUAAAGAAAUAAUUUCAAAGAAGCUAGAAGUGAAUUUGAAAAAAAAAAUCUGCAGAAAGAUAUUCAAAAAAUACAUUUAAAAAAAUAUUGAACAAAUACUAAAAAAAUACUGAAAGAAAAAGUUUAUUAUAAAAAAUGCUAAAAACACAUUUUUUUAUUCAAAAAUGUCUUCGAAAACAACAAUAAUUUCAAAUUUCACUAGUUAUGAGAUUAAAAAGUUAUCAUCAAUAGAAGCAUAACAUAAAAAAUUAGAAAAAAAAAAUUCGAAAAUAAAAAUAUUUUGAGCCGUAAAAUUGUCACCAAACACUAAGACAAAUACAAACAAAACGCCUUACAAUUCCACUAAAUUUGAGUUUAAAAAGUAAUUAAAAAUUAAACCACAACAUAAAAAAGUUUUAAAAAAUUUCCAAAAAAAUUUCGAAAAUAAAAGCAAUCAGAACUUUAAAAUGGUUAUCAAAAAACUGGGACAAAAGUGCCGAAAACCCUGCAAAUUUCACGAAAUAUGAUAUUAAAAUUUAAUUACUUAUAAAAACUCAACUUAAAAAAAAAUUUAAAAAUUUUCGAAAAUAAAAAAAAUUCGAACUUAAAAAUUCUCACUAAAAAAUAGGGCAAAUAGUGACGAAAAUUCAAAUUUCACUGAAUAUAAGAAUAAAAUUAAGCACAAUAUUUAAAAAAUUUUAGAAAAUUUCGAAAAUAAAAAAUUCGGAACUUAAAAAUUUUCACCAAAAAAUGUGAUUUCAAUUAUUUGUAAUAUACCAUUUUCGAAAAACAAAUUCAAAUCUGCAAUUUAAAAUCCAAAAUAACCAACCCGCCAACCGAAAAACAAAAGUCACACCCUUCAAAUUCGAAAACAAACCGCGAGAAAAUUUGCUUCAAAACUGCUUCAAGUGAAUGCAACUCAUUGCUGUUGCAUUCGCGCCGUUUAAUGCCAUUGUGAAGUGGGCGCGGUACACGCACACAAACACACCGACACACACACACACGCACUUUCAAAAGCACAAACACUAUCGUAAAUACCGUUACACCGUACUCGACUCGUUACACCACAUUCGGCCACUAACUCGCACGACCUAUAAAGUGCUGCAAUAUUGUUAGAGCGACCAACAACUACACCUCAACCCCUCUGCAGGCCCUUCUAACCAUCCGCAGCCAUUAAACUAUACAUAAGUGUGGCAGCAACACCUGCAACACCAUGUUAAGGGCAGACCUCAACUGUCCUGCUUAUCGUUGUAAACGUCAGCAGCGUCGCUGCUGUCCGCCAUAAAUCGUCAUAUUCGGUACACGAUUCCAUUUCCGACGUCUACACACGACGUCCGAAGUUGUAAUCGGAAGUUGGUCGGCGCUGCUCUUCGCCAGCGUGCUGAUCUUACUUGCAACACUUGUGGCAGGCAGCACACACCUUAUUGGCCGCCACACAUAUGAGCGCGCUCACCUCUUCUACCACCCCCCACCCCCAUCCCAACUGUCGAAGUGGUGUCGUAAAUGGACUAACAGUAGCGUUAGUAAGGCAACUUGCUGGCGCAUCAUGCUCCAGCGAGCAGUCGAGGCUCAACAGCUGUGGCAGCUGGGCAGCGGUGAUCAGAACGGUUUUUCAUUCAUUUGCUACAACACUUACUAUCGCAGUGGCACACCACACCCUCUUUUCGCAUAAUCUCUAAAAAGGCUAACUGUCUGCUAUCAUAAAAACAAAAUGAAAAUAAUAUUAAAAUAAAUAAUAAGAAUAAAUAAUACAAAAGGUUUAAGUAUUAUAAUAAAUUAAAACAAAAAAAUUAAAUUAAGUCAUAAAUUAAAAAAAAAUUAAUUUAAAUUAAUAACGUCGUGAAGUCGAUUUUUUAACCAAAAAGUGCAAAAUUUAGUAUUGUAGAUUAUAAAACAACAAAAAUAAAAUUAAACUACAGUCUAUCUGUUAGCAAAUCUAACCUCAUUUCCAUUUGUUAUUCAUGCCUAAAAUUCAUUGAAAAAUCACAAAACUUAAUAAUAAUGACUUAAGCACUUUUUGUAAAUAAUGCAAACUGACAAGUAAACGGUUUCUUUAAAGCAUGUAAGCACAAAGUAUUUUUUAUAAGUGAAAAAGUGGCCAAAUGUGAAGUGGAAAAUAAAAAAGUGUAAAUAAUUAACGAAAUAAAAUUCAAAAAAAAAAUCAAAAUUGAAAAUAAAAUAAAAAAUCAAAAAACAAAUCAAAUAAAAUAUAAAACAAAAAUUUACAACUACUUUACAAAAUAAAAUUAAGGCGUAAUUUAAUUAUAAUAAACAUAUUGUUUGAAAAACUUUGAGAGGCAAAAGCGGCAGAAGCAAUUUCCGCCUUCCUUUGCUCUUUAAACAGAACCAGAAGCGUCUCAAAAACACAAAAGCUUCCAAAACUAAAUCAAAAGCAACAACAACAACAACCAACACUCAGUUAACAACUUGCAAAACAUAAUCAAAAGAAAACCAAAAAUUAAGCAAAUCAAACAGUCAAAAAGUAAAUGAAAGCAAACUUAAGAACAACAACAAACACAACGCUUUGCCGCCAAGAAGUUGCACAAACCGAAAAACCCGAAAUCAACUUGCAAUUAACACUUUCGAGUGCAACUGCACCCGCACAAGCUAAGCAGCUGUGUGUGUCAAACCGAAAAUUAAAUAAACGCCAACAACAACAAAGUGAAUGUGCAGAAAAAACGAGUGAAAGUGAGAAAGCGAAUUACUGACUUGCAAAACGCAAAAGCCACCAAAGCAACCAAAGCAGCGGCGAACUAAAUGCAAAUGCACCAACACACACGCACGCAAACAAGCAGGCAAAUAACGACGGACGCAACGACCGGUUCGUGUGUGUGUGUGUGAAAGUGCGCGUCUGUUUGUCUUUUGCAUAAAAGUGGUGAAAGUGCACAUAACGGUACAUGUAGGUUGCAGCAAACUAGCACAGCAGUUGGCCGAGACGCCGAGGCAUAAAGCACAGUUGAGGCAAGAGCGCCGUCGCUUGGGCGCCAUGUUGCUGCCACCACCAUCGCCGCCGCCACCAGCAACGCCACGAUUUUGUUAUUCAAUGCAACUUGUGAUUACUGUUUUUAUUUAAAAGCGAAAUGGUUAUGUUGAUGCAACAAAUACAACACAACUUGCACCAAGUGAUAAAUGCAAAGUCUAAUAAAAAGAGAUAGCACUAAUUUUACUCAUAAAUUUACAUACAAAACUAUGCUUUAAGCUGUGUAUGACACGAAUGUAAGAAAGCGUAAACUAACACCAAAUAAACAGAGAAGAAAAACAAAAACAGAACAAGAAACAUUUUAAUAAAAAUAAAUUUAAAUAAUAAGAAAUGUAACUAUGACACAGAGCUAAAUGAGUACGAACUUGUAAAUGCACGAAAUUAAACAAAAAAUAUAUAAAUAAAUAAAAUUGCACUCAAACAAAUGAGCUUUCGAAAGCAACUCAACACCAAGUAGGAAACACAACAACAAGGUGCUUGGAAAAGUGAGCGUUACAAUAAGCAAACGAAGAAGAAGCGGAAACUGAUAAGCAAUUGUGAAGCAAAAACAACUCAACUCAACUCAACUGAGCUCAACUCAACUCAGCUCAACUCAACUCAUUACAAAUAAAACACUCAGGCGUUCAUGAGCAACAAUUAACUCACACGCUCACAAAUGUAUUGCGCGCACAAUCGGUAACAACAACAACAAACAAGCAUAAGAAGAAAAACAAAAACAACUCCAAUGUAGUGUGUAGCCGCUCUCAAACACUCAUGCCAGCACGCACGCUCACAUCGUAUUUUACAUAUAGAUAGAGACUCACGCAUAAGCGCUUCCAAUAGAAAAGUAAAAACAAAGUAAAAAAAAAAGUAAAAGAAAAACAGUAACAAUAAUAACACUAGAAAGGCUUGAGUACUUAUUUUGAGUAGAAAUAUAUUUUGCAAAAUUUAGUUGUCGCUCGCUCGCUCGCUCACACGCUCACACGCUUGCUUGCUCAUACACUCCAAUACAGUUAUAUGUGCGCUACAAACGCUUGAACGCUUCCAAAACCGAAACCAAAAUCAAAACCAAAACCAGAAACAACUCAAAACAUAAAUUGUAAAGUGUGUCUGAGGAUUGCGUAGGCCUUUUUUUACUUUUAACGCUCAUAACGUAAUGUAAUUGUAUGCAAGUUGCUCGUAACAUAAACGCACCCAAGCAAUAAACCCAGCUAGCUAGCAAAGACACCUACCACCAAUAACACCACCAUCAUAAUUAUCACUAUAAAUAGAGCACCUAACCGUUUGAUAAAUAUAUAUAUAUAUUUUACCACCAACAACACACCAAUUUUGCUUAUAAAGUCCAGUCCUUCACCAAAUCAGCACCACAACCACCAAAACCACCACCACCACCAAAACCACAACCUCCAGCCAAUCACCAGCCUUUUGUAAAUCACCAGUAAAGCAAGUGUACGCAAAAUUACCGUCACACCAACGCACUUUAAGUGUCACCGUAAACGUAAGCGUAAACGUAUACGUAGUUAUCAACGUUAUCAUAAACGUAAACGUAAAAGUAAGAGUAAGAGUAAGAGUAAUAAGCAUAACAGCUAACGCCUUGUACAUCAACGUCAUCGUAGACGUAAACGUAAACGUAACAUUUGUUGUAUUUGUACACCGUAAUUGUAAUUGUAACCCUUCCCGCCCGCCAAAUCCCACACCAGCACCACAAUUGCACAUUACUAUAAUAAUAGGCACCCCUACUACCACUAUUACUACCGUAUGGAGCGCGGCGCCAGCGGUAGUAGUCACCAUCAUCAACAUGCUGCCGCCGCCUCCACCGCUGCUGCUGGCCACAGUUACAUGACCCACCACGGCGCCGCCAUCGCUGCUGACCUUGAUUACGAGUACAAUACGCCGGGCAAGUCGUCCUUUGACAAUCCCGCCACCAAGAAAAAGCCACCCAAACUGAAAGCCAUCAGUCGUUCGCUAUCGAUGGCCAUCGACAAUUAUGCGCCACCUAUUGGUGGUGGUGGUGGUGGCACUGGCUCACCACCCACAAUGAUGCUGGAUGACACGAUGAUUGUCGAACAACCGCUGAUACAUCGUUCCGCCUCACCGCUGCCGUUGCGUUCGGCGCCGCCACAAACGUUGGCGAUACCGACGCAUCAAAUGCAUGGCGAUGGUAGUCGCGUCGUCUCGCCCGCGCUGUCGGCGCGUCAACAACAUCACCAGCAACAGCAACAACACAGCCUACAUACGUUUCAAAAUAUGGUGGCGCAUGCGCGACAUCAACAACAACAACAGCAACAGCAGCAGCAGCAACAACACCAACAUCAUUCGAGUUCAACUAGCUCGCCGACGUCGCAUGCGGUUAGUCCGUUGCCGGUGCGCGUACCGUUGGCACAUCAGCCGGACAUCUACUUGGUCAGCAGCAGUAGUCUGGGCGAAGAUGUGGGCGCGCUCGGUGGUGGUAUACGUGGCGGCAGCAGUUCGCCAAUACAAUUCAUCGAUGACUAUAUGCUGCCGCCGUCGUCGUCGUCUCAUCGACAUACGGUCAGCGCUACGCACCCGCUUAAAAAGAAUAUGUUUCGACGCUCUGACACAAUUGACGUACAUCCGGCUUCCACUUUUCAGAUGAAGAAAACCCAUUCGUUUCACGCACAGCAAGAUUCCGCCGCCACAAUGGAUCAGAUGCUGUUGUCCGCAGCAGCGGCAGCGACGCAAGGCUCAUCGGCGUCCUCGAGUAGACGUACAAGUUCGGUGCGCGGCAAUUUUCUUAUGCCCGGACAUCCCAGCGGUGCUAGUGCCGGCAAAGAGUUGAGUCGUUCGCCAUCGCCUAGUCGCCGUGGUUGUCGUUCACAUCGUUCGUUCAAUGAUCCUGGACGACGACCCAGCAUCAAACCGGAGUCGGUUGUCGAAUCGCAAAUACGACAUCCAUCGCUUAAUGACGAACUUAUGGAAUCGCUGGAGGGUCGUACAGCCGCAUCGCUAUUUCCACAACAGAACCUAUCAUUAGAAAACGAGCUCUUCGUCGAAUCACGUUCGCGCAGCAAUAGCAGCACAAAAAUGGAGGAUAUCGGCAUGGAGGUGGCUGCAGCACAACGCGCCGCAGCUGUUUUACUGGCGCGUAAGAGUUCGGGCUCCUUCGAAGAUGGCAGCGGCGCAGCAGUCAUGACACAUGGUGGCACGCACCCGCCCUCAGCGUCGUCGAGCAGCCUCAAGAAGCGCGGCGAACAUCCACACACACGUCAGCAUAGCUCACAAAGCCUAGAAUUGGAUGCACGCCCAUCAACUUCGGCAGCAGCAGCAGCCGCAGCUGCAGUACAUGGUCACUCACCGCAUGCGCUGCAACUGCAUAGCGCCGCUGCCGCAGCCACGGCCGCCUAUCACUUUAAACGCGGCGCACAACACGGACGCUCGCUCUACCUAUCGCCAAACAACCUCGAAGAGCUGCAAGUACAUCAACGGCCCAGCGUACUUGCCGCAGCCGCCGCCUUUCAGGGCACCAACGCCAGCGCCAGCGUCAAACAGGCGAAAGCAUUGCACAGCGCCAGCAUGCGUUUACGCACCUACCGCGAAACACUGAGUGCGACCAAGAAAUCGAAGAGUUUCAUUGGCGAUAGCGCCUACCCACCCACCGCUGUGACGGGCAACGAGUUCGAGCUCACAUCACCCCACCGACGCAACAGUCGUCCAUUGUCCAGUGCGGUCGGCGGCACGGUAGAGGACAUCAAGCGUAGUCCACGUCCGUUGGCGUUGACGCCAACCUCUGCUACAGCAGCUACCGCCUUCAUGGAGGAGAAACGUCCCUCGUUCGAACGUAAACCGUCGCUGACGUACGAACUCAGCGAUGCUGCCUUCGAGCAAGUGCUACGUCCAUUCCAUCACAAAGUGGCCGGACGCAAGGCGUCGAUGAGUGGCGCUCAAGCGCACAAGGCGCUCAAAAAGAAAUCGCUCAGCGACGAAACGGACGAAGAUGAGGAGGCGCAUCGCAAACGCAAACGUAUCGUUUGCAUUGUGAUGACUGUAUUUUUCUGCUUGGCAUGCGCCAGCGUACUCGUUGUGGUGUUGACGCUAACACACUCCUCCAGCCAUGCGACACACCAUCCGGGACCGAGCAAGAAGAUACACUCAAUGUCGCGCGAGACACCAGUACAUUAUAACGUACGCCAAGAGAGUGAACGCCUACUCAAGGAGUCGCUGGAUCGUGCGCGCUCCAACAAAAACGCAACGGAAGCAGCGGCGCAUUUGGCAUUACAACAAAUUCCAUAACACAACGGCGAUUCAGCGGAGCGUAGUAGAAAAUUCGAGUUUCCACCACAACUGUUGCGACACCAGCAACCGCCAUUGCAGCAGACACAAGCGCAGCAACUGCAUCUGCAACAACAACAACAGCAAGAGGAACAGCAGCAGCUACAAAACGAUGGCGCAGUGCUCGGUUACGUGAACGGUGGUCUCGUGCACUACUUGGCACGCUUCGCUGAAGAGAAGCCAAAAAUCGACGACGACAACAAAAACAAUGAAAUAGAAGAGGGCAGCAGUAGAGCUGCUGCUAAGAACGGCAUAUACAGCGGUGCAGCAGCAACAACCACAUUUACGGCAGCAUCCACAUCGCUGGCGGCUUAUGCGAAUCGCGCCCAAGCCACCUACGAGCCGGCUGACACAAAAGCGCUCGACGGCAAAGCGUUGGAGGCGCAAGCAAUAGACGAUUUGCCAAUAAAGAGGGGUGUAAGGAGACGCAGAGUUGCACCGAUGCAGAGUGCAAUGUUGGAGGGUGCAGCAGGCACUACAAAGCCGACCAGCAUGCAUGCGCCGCACUCACUUGCCACACACCUUGCAACACGGCGGCAGCAACACCAGCAAGUGCAGCCAGAUGCGUCGCAGCAACAGGCGGCUUUGCCAGCUCAGCUGUCAAUUUCAAUGUUCGCACAAAUUUUGUAGCAUCGCACACCGUUAACGUGUGUCAGUCUAUCGGCUGGGCAGCGAUUUUGGUGCGCGGCUGUACUUUUGUUGCUGUCGCUUGCUUGGCGCAAAACAUGGACCAAGGCACAUCAAUUAACGAGUCACCUCUGUUGCAAGGUGUACGUAGUCGCCAACAACAACAAUAACCACUGUCAUACGUGCAACAUCGUUGCAGUUAUGCAACGCGUUCAAUUGCUAAGGCCGUAAAUGGUACAAAACUACAAAGUCAAACGAGCCUUGGACCCAAGGCACUUUUCAGCACACUAAAUGGAAACUUCCAUAUUUGCUUAGACCUUAUGACAGUCAAUCUGCGCAUCCGGCGACGAAAUUGUAAAAACUAUUAGAUAAGCGUUCGUGCACUGUUGUUAUUGUAUUGAUGGUUAGCGAAAAUCCCCGAUGUAAACGGGGUUUGCAUAUUAAAAAAACGAGUGUUUUAAAUAUAAGCUUUUGGACAAGCGAGCAUAAUGUUUGGCAUUUCGUGGUGGUUGAGUGGUAGUUUAAAAAUAUAUAAUUUUUGAUAAAAAUAUUAACUUUAAGCCAAAAAUCGAAAAAAGUCGGUAAUUUCCUUUGUUUUACUUCGAACAAAAUCAGUGUUGGAACCAAAAAAAAUAAUUCUUUCCAGCCUUUGUUUUCAAAAAAUAUUAAUUUUAAGGCGAAAUAAUUCGGUGGUUUCGUUUGCUUUACUGAGAAAAAUAACUGUGUUGGAGCUAACUGAGAUUGGAAUGAUCGCACAAUAGGUCUCAGCCGAGGACUAAACGUAUUUCGCACAUGAAAAAGUUUUUUUUUUUACAAAAAAAAUAUGAAAACAAAAGCUUGUAGGUCACAGCAAUAGUGAGAUAACACCAAAAUAAGUUUUUUUUAAUUUGAGUUUAAGCUCGACAAAUUACAAUUACGUAAGGAGACUGCUUUACCGCAAGAUUUAGGCAACCGACAAAUCAAUAAAUUAAAACUUUCAAGGUUAAUUAUAAUAUGCUCAACUAAAAAUUUCGAAAAACACUCACCGCAAGAGAUACAAUUUCAAAAACAUCACUUCACCGGAAAACUGUAAUGAUGACGCGCAACUGCUGUAAUGACUUUUAUAUUCACUUUAUUUUUACCAUCACUCGUCCGAUAAUUUUUUCUGUUAUUCACCAUGCACAAACUCUCUUCGAGUACCGUACGCGUUUGUAAAUAUUGCAUAAUUAAUUGUAUGUGUAAUUUCUUGUGAAUAUCACUCUCCCCAUAAAAAUGGAAUGCCACCAAUCAAACACCUGCAACCUCCAAGGAUCGCUACCCUCAACCGCCGCCUUAUGUCCCCGUAUGAGUACCUACCUGCAAAAAGAAGAUUGUGUUAUGAUAUUAGCAUUGUUAUUGUAAAUAGAUAUGAAAUAUAUAGUAUAAAUAAAUUAUAAAAUGCAAAUGUUUAAAGUUGAGCAUGGCAAUUUGCCUGAGAGCUAAUGCAAGCAGAUUGUGUUUUUGUUUGGGCCAAACGAGCAAACUAUUGCGUUUACCUACUCACUUGUAUGAGUAGGUAAAUAACUGAUUAUUAACAAAUAUGUAAAACAAAUUAGUAUCCUAAGUAGCAGUUUAUCUGCCGAAAAUUUUGUGUAUUAUUAUGUAACGUAAAAUUUGUAAUAUGUAUAAAAAACAAAGGAAAAUCGAAUUUUUUAAGUGCUAAAGGUAGUUGAAAGCAGUAGUAUGAAAAUUACAAUAAUUUAAAUAAAUAAAAUAACAAUACUAAAAAAAUAAACAAAAAUAAUAAAAAAGGAAUUAAAAAUACACAUUAAAUAAAUAAAACUUAAUAAACACAAAUAUAACUGAUUGAUGAAAACACAGGGAAUAUGCUACGUAAAAUUCAAUAAAAUACGUAUUACCUGUACUCUAAAUAAAAAAAUAUAGUAAAUCGAUGAAAGUACUAAGCAACCUAAUAGUAACAAUAGAACGAGUAUUAUUUGUAAUUGUGCAAUAAAUACGAUAUUCAAUAGUUGUAGUUAUGUAUGUAUGUAAGUAAUUGCAGUAAAACGUUUAUCAUUAACAAUAAUUAGCGGUAACAUUGCAUAACGAACAUAAAACGUAACAAGCGCCUAGCAAAAUAUAAAAAAAAAGAAAAAUAAACACAUUAAUGUACGUAUAUAUAUGUACAAAUGUGCAUAAAAACUAUGUACAAUGAAGGAACCGCUGCACUUUCAAGUUUCAACUACCUAUUUUAUACACUUCCCUUCACAGUGACAUUAAUUUGAAAUUGCAAUUUUCAAAUUCUCAUUAAACGAUGCAAAUAUUACAUUUGUAGCCACCUAAUUAACAUAAGACUUCCAAGACGUUGCUUGGUGCUCCUUACCUAUCACACAACCGAUGUGGCAUUGGAAUUAUUUUGCACCAGAAAUAAAGCAUUUUCAUUUCAAAUUCGUUAAAACGGAUGCUCUUCGACAUUAAUCUCCGGUUAAAUUUAAGAAGAUUACAUUUUAGCAACUUUUACGUAGAAUAGUCCACUUUCACUAAGGGUUAACAAUUGUAAAAUGCAAAUUUUUCCAAGAAGCGAAUAGUAAACGUACAAAACAUAACGUCUCCAUUUAAACACACAAGCACUUUACUCUUAUUGCUUAAAAAACUAAAUACUACACACUUUCAAAGCAAACACGCACAGAUUUUAUUAAACAAAUUAAAAAUUUGCAGUAACCGACGCCGAAGUACGAUCAAAAGGAAAUGAUGAAUAUCGCCAAAAUCAGCUGUUGGUUGCAGUAAUGCAUUCGCUGCAUAAAAGCACUCUGUGAGGAUACCGUUAUACACAGGAAGUGCCCAAAUAUGAGACAAUUAAUUUAUUUAGAACAGUUGAAACUUGAAAGUGUAGGGUUUGAGGAAAAUGUUGACAAAAUUUUAUAACUUUAGCGUAAAAAAUUAUUUAAAAGUUUUGGUGUGUGUUUUUACUUGUAAGGUAGCUUAGUAGAAUUCCGUUAAUAACUAUUAUUGUUGCAAAUAUGGUACUUUGAAAUUUGUAUAAUCGAAUGCAAAUAAGAAAAAAAGUGAAUUAAAAAAAAAUACUUAAUUAUCGGGGUGGCUUAGUAUAUUAUCAUUUUUAAUGUACGAUUAUCUUAAUUCUCUAUAAUUUUAUUUUUUUACUUACAUAAUUUUUAUUCCAUAUUUCGAAAAUUUUGUAACAAUACACAAAUAUGAAAAUAAAAACUUAAUCCACACAUCAUUUGUGAAUAUUUCACAAAAGAGAUUUUAUUUGAUUUUUAAAGUUAAAAUCACUUUAUUUUCUUAUUUUGCAUUUAUUAAGAUUUAUAAAUUUUUAUUUUAUUAUUUUGCAUUUAUUAACAUUUAAAAAUAUAUAUUGGUGUCACUUUGCAAAAAAACAUUUUGAAAACUAAUACUUUUUCCAUUAUAUUUUAUAAGAUAAAUAAUUUUAUAUUAUGUACAAAAUUAUUCCUUGCCACCACCCUGUUUUUAAUUUAAUGCUUUGGAUGACGUUUAUUUUAUUAUGCGUUAGCAUUUACACUGGCGGUUUCAAAUUAAUAAGUAUAAAGUGAAACAUUGGACUAUUCGGGCAAAAUUUUGCUCUGUUUAAUUUAAUGCAAAAGACAGGCGAGUUAAUAAAAUAUACGUAGUGUUUUGUAAACUAUUAGGAUUAAUAAAAAACACGCAUAAAAAAUCAAAGAAGAAAGUGCAGGGCAUAGACGCUGCGAGUGAAUUCGUAGUUGGCCAUGGCUUUAAACAAACUAUAACAUACGAACAAACUAAUUGCAUUAUUCACUUCAAUAUUUGCUAAUGCUUUAUGUUAAUUUAAUUUUUGAUUAAAAAAAUUUAUUACAGCGCUGCUGCUGUUGCUGUCGGCAGAGGUUGAAGACGUUAGAAAUUGGAGUUUUCCAUUCAAGUUUAUCAAAUAAAUGUGCACAGAUUAUUUAAUUGCUAAUUUAAUACUAAAUUACGAAUCGCGUGUGUUAUAUACAGAAAUUAUACAAAAUAAAUUCUUUUAAAACGAUUUACUUGACGAAAAUUUGCAAAUAAGUAACAUCCAACAGCAGGCAGCGUCGACUGCGCUGCUUGUAGCACUUUAACCAAUUGCGUUACUUUGAAUGCGCAGCUUUCUUAAUUUAAUAAUAAUAAUAACAAAUCGCGUAUAUUAUAUGCACAAAAUUAUACAAAAUAAAUUAGAUAAAUUCUUUUGAAACAAUAUGCUUGAUGAAAAUUGGCAAAUAAGUAACAUCCAACAGCGGGCAGCGUCGACUGCGCUGCUUGUAGCACUUUAACUAAUUGCGCUGCUUUCGCUAACGAUUUUGACGGUGUGCUUACCUUAACUUCUUUGCACAUGCGUUAAAUUGUAUAAACUUAAUUAUAAACACAUUAAUUAGCGAUAAUUUACAAUUUUAUUUAACGAUAAUUUAGUUUUAUUAACACAAGCGUUGUUUCCGGCGGAACGCGCUCAAAAAAGAAACUAUGCUAAUCAGGCAUGACAGUGCUGACGGCAACAGGUGGUUGCCAACUUGAUUUUCGUACAAAGCUUUUAAAUUAUUCAACCACAUCUAUGAUUUAGUGCUAAUUAAAGGUUUUAAUUUUAAUUUAAUUUAAAGUAAUUAAAUGCAAUUAAAAGUUGCAGCAUUAUUAAUGUUAAAUAUUAGUUUCUUAUGAGAUGAGGCCGGAUUUUGGCAAUAGCAUGGCUGCAAACGUAAUUGUAGUAAGUAAAUUACGAAUAUUGCAUAAAAUUAAGCAAAUUAGACAAAAUGUUUUUGCAUGAGAUUGUGCCUGUCACUACUAGGAGUACUUGCAAAGAGUCUGCAUCAUAUAAAAAAAAAAUUAAAUUAAUAAAAAAAACUUUAAAAAUCGUGACACAAACAA
Messenger RNA from Bactrocera neohumeralis, 13454 nucleotides. RefSeq lists its product as uncharacterized. The record is from RefSeq and is a predicted model, not a curated record. Bases 5460 to 7952 code for a protein of 830 amino acids. Lineage: Eukaryota; Metazoa; Arthropoda; Insecta; Diptera; Tephritidae. The transcript has 4 exons.